This is a messenger RNA of Iphiclides podalirius (scarce swallowtail), 540 nucleotides long. NCBI's taxonomy places the organism in Eukaryota, Metazoa, Arthropoda, Insecta, Lepidoptera, Papilionidae. The record is from the annotation of a GenBank genome assembly.
AUGUACAAAGCCAACUAUACACGAAACCAUUUCAUCAUAUAUCCCAAGACCACAAGGGUAACCAGCCCCAAGCAAGUGUCUAUUCUUCAAUAUCCCAGGACCACAAGGGUAACCAGCCCCAAGCAAGUGUCCAUUCUUCAAUAUCCCAGGACCACAAGGGUAACCAGCCCCAAGCAAGUGUCCAUUCUUCAAUAUCCCAGGACCACAAGGGUAACCAGCCCCAAGCAAGUGUCCAUUCUUCAAUAUCCCAGGACCACAAGGGUAACCAGCCCCAAGCAAGUGUCCAUUCUUCAAUAUCCCAGGACCACAAGGGUAACCAGCCCCAAGCAAGUGUCCAUUCUUCAAAUAUCCAUUCUUCAAUAUCCCAGAACCACAAGGGUAACCAGCCCCAAGCAAGCGUUCAUGUCUCGAAUCCACAGAACCACACGGGUAACCAGCCCCAAGCAAGUGUUCGUAAUCUUAUUCCUAUUUCCAAAACAAUUCAUAAAAGUACACGUAUGUCAGAGCAUCGCCGAAUACAUCCUGAAAAUAAUGAAAACU